AUGGAAGAUGCUGAUUAUAGAAACCGAAGGAAGAACAACCACUUUAUAAAAAAGGACAAGAAUUUUCUUACUAAUGUUGCUGGGCAAGUAUGCAUUAUAAUAUAUCCGAGAAAAAAUGGUGAUAGGUGGUGGAAUUCUGAUGACUUAGUGAACCAAGUAGUAGAGCACGCAAUCCCAAUAUUUGAGACACGUUUUCCAGAUGCAAAGGCCCUUUUUGUAUUCGAUAAUGCAACUAGCCAUGCUGUAUAUGCAGACAAUACUCUUGUAGCAAAUAAUAUGAAUUUGUCACUCGGUAGAAAACAAGCAAAAAUGAGAAAUAAUAUUAAACAAAAUAUAUGCUUCUCUAUGGAUUACAAGAUCCCUGAAUUGUGUGAAGAACCAAAAGGUUUAAGAGAAAUUUUAAAGGAAAGAAAAUUAUGGCAUGAUGGAAUGAAGUUGAAGUAUAAAGGUGGAUGUGAAGAAGGAAGCAUUAAUUGUUAUACAAGAACAGUAAUGGCAAACCAACCAGAUUUUAAAGCAUAG
Molecule: messenger RNA, 522 nt
Organism: Dentiscutata heterogama
Lineage: Eukaryota; Fungi; Glomeromycota; Glomeromycetes; Diversisporales; Gigasporaceae
Source: the annotation of a GenBank genome assembly